AACUUCGAUGGUUUAAUGUACGCCGCGUACACACCCGUACACACGUGUGUGCAUGCGCGCGCUUGCGUAAUAGGUGCGAAAUAGUUUUUUAUUCGGUGUGUUUUUUUUUCAGUUCCCGAGACGGUAGACGGACCAGCAUGUUGUUUAACGACCGACGGCUGAACGAAAAAUGUUAACCGAACGGCGUUUUUUCGUGCUACGUGAACAGUCUAAGUAUUUCAAAUGAACUUUUUGGUAUAUUUUGAUUUUUUCAUCGGCGUGCUGUUACAGUUGUUCAAUCCUCAAGCAGACCAAAUUAAAAUGAUGACGGCCACAUGGGAUCACGCAGUUAAUUCCAAGGAAAAACUACAGAACGCAUUAACAAGUGAAUCGAAAAUGAUAGAAGCCGAUGUAAUCACCGGUCAUUUGGUCGACGAAUCCGCAUCGGGAGAAGAGAAAACCGACCGAAUACCGAUAAUGGGUCAUCCUCCCGCAAUAACUUCAGACUUGAGUCUCAAAGAAUUCUUAGAUGCAUGGAACCAAACGACAAAAAUAUUAAAACUUGAUUUCAAGUCAACUGAAGCAUUUGUAUUGGCCAUACCAAUCAUGGAAAACGCGUUUAAAGGAUUGCCACCGAGUCGUCUGCCUUGGUUGAACGCAGACAUCUUGCCAGGUCCGGGCCCGGGAGGCAGUCCUGGAGUAGACGCGGAUACUUUCCUCGGGUUGUCGUCCAAAAACUUCCCGGAUUCAAUAUUGUCGUUGGGCUGGACCACCCAAUACAACGAUUACGACGUGUACUCGGAGAACUAUAUAAACGACAUGGCCGACUUGCUGUUCAAAAGCAAGUACCUGAAGCCCGUGACGUACGCGGUGCGCGCGUCGUUCGCGGUGAACUCGAUACCCGAGCUCCAAUACCUGUUGGAGACAUCGCCGGCCGGGUCCACGUUGACCGCGUGGUGCAGCGACCCGAGGGACGUGAUCGACGACGCGAAACUGGUCGGACUGGUGAGAACCGUGGGCGCGGACCGGGUGUACUUGGACUUGCCGGGCGGCGUGACCAAAACGUUUCUCGAGGCGUACACCACCAGCGGCGCCGGUUCCGCGACGGCCGCGUUGCUCACUUCCAUGGUGGCCGCGGGAAAUGUGUUCCGCUGAACGACUCGCCGUCGCGGACGCCCUGCGCGCACGAUCGACGGGACGAACAAACACUGCGGUCAACGUGCGAUCAAAUCGCGAAUCGCAGCGCGCACAGUAUGCAACACAAUUGUCCGAAACGAAUUAACCGUAUUGUACGAUACUGUAUCGAUGUAAUAACUAUUGACGUUCAAUAAUUAUUACCGUUUUCGUAUGCUGUGUUUCGCGAUAAAUUAUAAUGUCGUACCGCAAUAAACAUACCUAGCCCAAGUUGA
Messenger RNA from Sipha flava (yellow sugarcane aphid), 1388 nucleotides. RefSeq names its product protein FAM151B. The record is from RefSeq and is a predicted model, not a curated record. The transcript is spliced from 5 exons. Bases 223 to 1134 code for a protein of 303 amino acids. NCBI's taxonomy places the organism in Eukaryota, Metazoa, Arthropoda, Insecta, Hemiptera, Aphididae.